Molecule: messenger RNA, 2124 nt
Organism: Callorhinus ursinus (northern fur seal)
Lineage: Eukaryota; Metazoa; Chordata; Mammalia; Carnivora; Otariidae
Source: RefSeq, a predicted model, not a curated record
AUUUCCACACGGAGAGGUCUCCCUGUGUGAGGUUGUGGUGCAGGAAGGACGUAGAUUGAUUCUAAGCAUUAAACUGCAGAUUCUUGAUCCUUAGGAUUGAAUUCUCAAGACUGAUCUUGUCUGAGGAAGAAGCCUGGAAGAGGAGGAAGAGGAAAGGAAGGAGUCUGGAAUGGCUGUUUAUCAGGGAUGGUUGACCUUCAGGGAUGUGGCCAUAGAAUUCUCUCAGGAGGAGUGGGAGUGCCUGGACCCUGCUCAGAGGGCCUUGUACAGGGACGUGAUGGUGGAGAACUACAGGAACCUGGUCUUCCUGGCCAUCUCUUCCAAAUGUAUGAUCAAGGAAUUACCACCCAAAGAGAACAGUAAUACAGGGGAAGUAUUGCAGACGGUUAUAUUGGAAAGACAUAAAAGCCGUGACACCGAAGAUUAUGCCUUUAGAGCAAUCCAGAAAAAUAUUCGUGACUUUGAGUGUCAGUGGGGAGACGGUGAAAGAAAUUACAAAGCAGUGCUUGUGACCCUUAACAAAAAUCUCAAUGGUGGAAGAGAUCAAUAUGGUGGAAGAGAUGCAGGAAAUAAACCAAUUGAAAACAGGUUUGGACUAAGCUUUCAGUCACGUCUGGCUGGAGUGCAGAUACUUCAUACUGAAGGGAAAAUUUACCAAUAUCACCAAGCUGAGAAGUCUGUCAACGAUGGGUCUUCAGUUUCACCACAUCCCAGAAUUCUUCCUAGUGUCCACACCAACAUUUCUAACAAACGUGGGAAUGAUUUCUUGCGUUCUUCAUUACUCACACAAGACCAGAAAGCACACCUUAGGGAGGAACCUUACAAACGUGAUGAGUGUGACAAAGCAGUUAAUCCCAGUUUACACCUCACUAGACAUCAGAUAAUCCAUCCAGGAGAGAAACCAUAUAAAUGUGAUGUAUGUGGGAAGGUCUUCAGUCACAACUCACACCUUGCAUGUCAUCGAAGAAUUCACACUGGAGAGAAACCUUACAAAUGCGUUGAGUGUGGCAAGGUGUUCAGUCGCAAUUCACACCUUGUACGUCAUCACAGGAUUCACACUGGGGAGAAACCUUACCACUGCAAUGAGUGUGGCAAAGCCUUUAGUGAGUGUUCAAGUCUUACUAACCAUCAGGUAAUCCACACUGGGGAGAAACCUUACAAGUGCAAUGAAUGUUGCAAGGUCUUCAGUCAGAGUUCAGGCCUUGCAAGCCAUCGAAGAAUUCAUACUGGAGAGAAACCUUACAAAUGUAGUGAGUGUGGCAAAGCCUUUACGUAUAGCUCACAACUCACUAACCACCAGGUAAUCCAUACUGGUGUGAAGCCUUACAAAUGUACUGAGUGUGGCAAAGCCUUUAAUCAGAGCUCACAUCUCACUAGACAUCAAAUAAUCCACACAGGAGAGAAACAUUACAAGUGUGACGAAUGUGGGAAAGUCUUCAGUUACGAUUCACACCUUGCACGUCAUCGCAGGAUUCAUUCUGGAGAGAAGCCUUACCAGUGUAACGAGUGUGGCAGAGCCUUUAGUAUGUAUUCAAGCCUUACUUACCAUCAGGUAAUCCACACUAGAGAGAAACCUUACAAAUGUAAUGAAUGUGGCAAGGUCUUCAGUCAGAGUUCGAGCCUUCCUAGUCAUCGGAGAAUUCAUACUGGAGAGAAACCAUACAAAUGUAAUCAGUGUGGCAGAUCUUUUAUUCAACGCUCAAACCUCACUAGACAUCAGAUGAUUCAUACAGGAGAGAAACCAUAUAAAUGUAAUGUAUGUGGGAAGGUCUUCAGUCAAAAUUCGAGCCUUGCAAGUCAUCAGAGAAUUCAUACUGGGAGUAACAAACGUAAUGAGUGUGAUAAAGCCUUUAUUGUAAGUUCAAGCAUGAAUUGGCAUUAGAGAGUCCACCCUAAAGAGAAAUCAUAUAAAUGUAACGUAUGUGGCAGGGGACUUACACAGGCUUCACAACUCACUGGGCAUCAGGAUAUACAUCUUUGAUGAAACCACAUUAAUGUAAUGUGCGUGCUAAGGCUUUUGCCCGUGGAUCAAAACUGCAGAACAUCACAGGACUCAUACUGGAGAGCAGCCUUGCAAGUUUAAUGAAUCUGAAGGCUUCCUGUCAAACAUUCAUGCCUUUGAUG